Molecule: messenger RNA, 4533 nt
Organism: Sorex araneus (European shrew)
Lineage: Eukaryota; Metazoa; Chordata; Mammalia; Eulipotyphla; Soricidae
Gene: MASP2
Product: MBL associated serine protease 2
Exons: 10
Coding region: 41-2161 (706 amino acids)
Biological process (GO): complement activation, lectin pathway; proteolysis
Cellular component (GO): extracellular region
Molecular function (GO): calcium ion binding; serine-type endopeptidase activity
Source: RefSeq, a predicted model, not a curated record
AAAGGUGAGCGGGCGGGCGGCGAGAGCAGGCAGACGCAGCAUGUGGCGGCGUGCGGGGGUCGCCCAGGCCGGGCGGGCAGGGCUGAGGGGGGGGAGCGGGCCCUUCCGCCUCGGGCUGCUGGUCCUCCUGGCCCUGCCCUGGGGGUCGGCGGUGCCACCGGGCCCCGGGUGGCCCGAGCCCGUGUUCGGGCGCCUGGUGUCCCCCGGCUUCCCGGGGCCGUACCCCGACCACCAGCAGCAGCGCUGGAACCUGACGGCGCCCCCCGGCUUCCGCCUGCGCCUCUACUUCACCCACUUCCACCUGGAGCCGUCCUACCGCUGCGAGUACGACUUCGUCCAGCUGAGCGCCGGGAACAAGGUGCUGGCCACCCUGUGCGGGCAGGAGAGCACCGACACCGAGCGGGCGCCGGGCACCGACCACUUCCUGUCGCCGGGGCCCCGCCUGGACGUGACCUUCCGCUCUGACUACUCCAACGAGAAGCCCUUCUCGGGGUUCGAGGCCUUCUACGCGGCGGAGGACAUCGACGAGUGCCAAGUGCCCCCCGAGGGGCCGCCCGUGUGCGACCACCACUGCCACAACCACCUGGGCGGCUUCUACUGCUCCUGCCGGGCCGGCUACACCCUGCACCCCAACCAGCGCACGUGCUCAGCCCUGUGCUCGGGCCAGGUUUUCACCAACCGGUCUGGGGUGCUCAGUAGCCCCGAAUACCCGCAGCCGUACCCCAAACUCUCCAGCUGCGCCUACAGCAUCCGUCUGGAGGAGGGGUUCAGCGUCGUCCUGGACUUCGAGGGCCCCUUCGACGUGGAGACACACCCCGAGGCCCAGUGCCCCUACGACUUCCUGAAGAUCCACACGCACAGGGACACCUACGGCCCCUUCUGCGGGGGGUCCCGGCCCCCCCGCAUCGAGACCAGGAGCAACACGGUGACCGUCAGCUUCGUCACCGACGAGUCCGGAGAGCACACGGGCUGGAAGAUGCGCUACAGCAGCACAGCCCAGCCCUGCCCUGAGCCGACAGCGCCACCGCACGGCCGCCUCUCGCCGGUGCAGGCGCAGUACGUGUUCCGGGACCGCGUCUCGGUCUCCUGCGAGCCGGGCUUCGCGCUGCUGCGGGGUUCCGUGGCCCUGGGGGCAUUUGCUGCCGAGUGUCAGAAGGACGGAAGCUGGGACCAGCCCAUGCCGGAGUGCAGCAUUGUUGACUGUGGACCACCUGAUGAGCUGCCCAACGGCCAAGUGGACUACGUCACAGGGCCGGAAGUGACCACGUACAGAGCCGUGAUCCAGUACCGCUGUAACGAGACCUUCUACACAAUGGGCAGGGGUGACGGUAAAUAUGUGUGCGAGGCUGAUGGAUUCUGGACGAGCUCCAAAGGAGAGAGGCUGCUCCCCGUCUGCGAGCCUGUGUGCGGGGUGUCGUCCCGCAGCACCGAGGGCCGAGUUUACGGGGGCCAGAGCGCCAAGCCCGGCGACUUCCCCUGGCAAGUGCUGCUGCUGGGCCCAGGGACGGCCGCGGGCGCGCUCGUGUCUGACAGCUGGAUCCUGACGGCUGCCCACACCGUGUACGCACAGAAGGACGACCCCACUGCCCUGGACAUCAGGAUGGGCGCCCUCCAGAGACUGUCCCCCCAGCACACGCAGGCCUGGGCCGAGGCCGUGUUCAUCCACGAGGGCUACCGGCCCGAGGCAGGCUUUGACAACGACAUCGCCCUCAUCAAGCUGAGGGACAGGGUGGGCAUCAGCAGCCACCUCCGGCCCGUCUGCCUGCCCGGGCCAUCGGCAGAGUCCUUCAUGACGACCAACACCACGGGGACCGUCUCCGGGUGGGGGCUGACCCAGAGGGGCUUUCUGGCCAGGAACCUCAUGUUCGUGGACGUACCGGUGGCAGACCGUCAGAGCUGUGCGAGGGCCUUUAAGUCGGUCCCCAAGACCCAGGUGACAGACAAUAUGCUGUGCGCGGGGCUGGAACACGGGGGCAAGGACAGCUGCAAGGGGGACAGCGGCGGGGCCCUCGUGUUCCUCGAUACGGACACACAGAGGUGGUUUGUGGGCGGGGUGGUGUCCUGGGGCCCCAGCCACUGCGGGGAAGCCGGCCAGUACGGGGUCUACACCAAAGUCCCCAACUAUGUGCCCUGGAUCAAAAAGAUAAUGAACAACUUUUAACACACCCUCAGCCGGGAAGCGGUUCCUCGUUUUCAGGGCGCGGCCGUGGGUCUGAUUCCCGGCACCACGGAGGGUAAAAAUCAGCGAGCCCUGAGAGACCCUGGCAGCGGGCACCCUGACGAGCGGCAGCUGUGGCUGCAGCCGAGGCCGGGCUCGCCCCGGCCCUGACCCACAGACGCUGCAGGGCUCCCAGCGCCGGGCUCGGUCAAGGGCGUGUGCAAACACCGGCUCCGUUCUGCGUUGAUCUCGGGGACGUCGGCAUGGGGGCUUCACCUCUCGGGGUCAGAGCGGGGGCGCGAGCUGGGUGGGCCGUACCAGGCACGAGCCUUACGCACGGUGCUAGGUACUAGCUCGCUCUCAGCCCAGAAUGUCUAAAAACAAACGGGAAAUCGGAAACAUGGCAACUCUGGCCUCGGCAGCCACCCCUUUCCGAGUGAAAGCCAGUCACACAAGGUGUCGAUUUUUCUUGCCAAACUGGCAAAAGCCCAAAUACGGAACAGCCCCGGCCAUCGCCAGGCUAUCCCUGCCCUAACGGAAGCCCAGCGGCCGCCUCAGCAGCCCGCACGCACGCCGGCCUGGGCAUGACCGAGCACCCCAGACGCUGCCUUUUAGUUACCUACUUUAAGCCAGAAGAGGAUGGAGUCAAAAAUCUUCUUGUUCACCGACAAAACUACAUGAGAAUUAAGUGGUUUUAAAUAUGGAAUUUCACUGCUUACAAGAACAUGGAACAUUCAAGCACACUUAAAGGAGCUCGUGCCGCCCGCCUCCCUCACACGCACCUGUCCCGGUCAGCUCUCCCCCUGCAUCUCCUUCCUGACACACUUGACUGUUUCCCGGCCACUCCUAGGGGUACUUAGACCACCAUGUGCUGGGGAUCAAAUUCAGUCUCCUCUGAGAUGUCUUCAGGCCAACACUGAAACAAACCCCUCGCUCUAGCCAGUCACCCCUCCGUGCAAAAACUCACAGUGAGCCUGGCUACUUUCUCCUGCGUAAACCAAGUGCAGCUUUUUUUUUUUUUGCUUUUUGGGUCACACCCUGCGAUGCUCAGGGGUUACUCCUGGCUCUGCACUCAGGAAUUACUCCUGGCGGUGCUCGGGGGACCCUAUGGGAUGCUGGGAAUUGAACCCGGGUUGGCUGCGUGCAAGGCAAACGCCCUACCCGCUGUGCUAUCACUCCGGCCCCAAGUGCACCUUCUUUAGACUCACUUUUCAAAGUCACUUUUAUAGCAUCUGAUCCACAUAAAAAGGAACUGUUUUGUUUUUCCAGUAAGACUCCAGACGUUCAACUGUGGUGGCAACAAAAUUUUUUAUUCAACUGGUUCAAAAAAAUUUUUUUUCUUUUUUUUAAGAAUGAAAGCAUUUAGAUGACCAAAUAGACUUGAAAACAAAUCUCUGCCCAAUAGUUAUACUUCUACACGUCUGACUUCUGGGGGAGGGGGCAGUUAGCUACCCAGAGCUCUGGAGAACCAUGAAAGCAGGCAGCCCCACGGUGCAGGGGGGGGAGGAAACCAUGCCAUGGCGAGAGAACUUACCCCGGGCUCCUUGGAGGCUUGCCAGUCUAGUCUCUGGAGGUCCCCGAGUACCACUCUAAGUGUUACGUGUUACUGCUGCAGAGUAACAGUGCAAGGGCUAAAAUGCGAAAUCCAGGCGGUACAGGGUUUGGAAAUCAUGCCAUUCAGAUGCAGGGGAAAAAAAAAAGUCAAAACUCAAGAUCCUUUUACAGAGGAAACUGAAUAAAGCAGCAAUCACAAGUCUACAGGACAAUUCCAUUCACAAAUGUGUCAAACAGGAAACUCACAAAGUCCAUUCAUCAGGAGCUAAGUCAUGGGGUGCCAGGGAAAUACUCAACACAAGAGGCUUUACAUUCUUCUCCCAGAAAACAGGCCCAGCUCAGCUCACAAGCAGUUACAUCAAAGUACAAGAGGAGAAUGUAUCAUUGCUAUUACACACUUCGCAUCGCGGUGAGCGGGAGUUCUGUCAACGCGUCCCACCCCCGCCCCCUUACGCCCAGCUCGGAGGACACAGCCCCGUCCACUCCACACUCCACAGGCAAACCCACCCACUAGGUCUUAAAGCUACCAGGCCUCGGGACGGAUUUCAGGCACGAGACAGUUGUGGCUCUGUCUACCCCUAUUGCAAUUAAUUCCACUUUUCAAACCCCAGACCAGAAAGGCGCAGAACCUUUCCGAGCGAUUAUGCUCUGCGACAAAGCCCUGGAAGCCGCUCACGCUGCUCUGCGCCCCCCACCCCAGCCCCCCCGGCGAUCAGGCAGCCGACUCCCCAGUGGAGUCUCCCCACAGGCCAUGGACACAGGUCACCCGAAGGCACGGAGGCACUGAGAAAAAGGGUUCUGCUUACCAUUGUAGGUGCGGC